Messenger RNA from Notothenia coriiceps (black rockcod), 2960 nucleotides. RefSeq names its product ankyrin-2-like. Gene Ontology annotation, biological process: protein localization to plasma membrane. Gene Ontology annotation, cellular component: plasma membrane; neuron projection. Lineage: Eukaryota; Metazoa; Chordata; Actinopteri; Perciformes; Nototheniidae. The transcript is spliced from 23 exons. The coding region runs from base 390 to 2960 and encodes 856 amino acids. Gene Ontology annotation, molecular function: transmembrane transporter binding; cytoskeletal adaptor activity; spectrin binding. The record is from RefSeq and is a predicted model, not a curated record.
GCAACUGGAGUGUCAGAAGACUGCAGCUUUUCUGAUCGAUCGUGCUAAUAAAGGUGCGUUCGUUAAGUUUCCGACUGUCCCUGAAAGCAUCAUUGAUCCUGCGGAGUUUCGGGGAAGCGCAUCUGAGGCGCGUUCACAUCUCCACACAUACACACGCAGUCAGGUUACAGCAACACACCAGAAGCAUCCCUGAGCGGAGGGAGCGCUCGUUUUCGUUUGAAAAUCUGCAAGAAACACAGUAUUAUAUUUUGUCACGUUUCAUAACAGACUGUGUGUCACGCAGCAGAAUGAUUCCGGGCCCUGCCGAGCCUUGUGGACACUGAGGCCCGCACAGAGAUCCACCUUGCACUGGCCAAAGGACCAUCCAGCAGCAGCCAUCCCAAGACAGAAUGUCAAGCAGCCCUGAAGGAAGUCUCUCCAGGGGCGGCAGCUCCGACCGGGACGCGAAGAUUGCUUCUUCGUGCAACACGUCUCCCGAGGGUGGACCUCCACCACCGCUGCAGCAGAACCGUAUACGGCAGUCCGACAGUAGCACCAGUUUCCUGAGGGCUGCCAGAGCGGGGAACAUUGACAAAGUCCUGGACUUCCUGAAAAACGGAGUAGACAUUAGCACCUGUAACCAGAAUGGUCUCAACGCACUACAUCUGGCAGCAAAGGAAGGACACAAGGGCUUAGUUGAGGAACUGUUGGAGAGAGGAGCACCUGUUGACUCUCCCACCAAGAAAGGAAACACUGCCCUCCAUAUUGCCGCAUUGGCCGGACAAGAAGAAGUAGUCAGACUACUGGUGAAGAGAGGAGGAGAUGUCAACACUCAGUCACAGAAUGGCUUCACUCCACUCUACAUGGCAGCCCAAGAGAAUCACUUGGAUGUGGUGCGAUACAUGUUGGAAAAUGAAGGGAACCAAAGCAUUGCAACUGAGGAUGGUUUCACUCCUCUGGCCAUCGCGCUCCAGCAGGGCCACGACUCUGUGGUCUCCCUGCUGUUGGAGCAUGACACCAAGGGCAAGGUCCGCCUCCCUGCCCUGCAUAUAGCAGCCCGCAAAGACGACACCAAGUCUGCCGCACUGCUGCUGCAGAACGACCACAACGCUGACGUCCAGUCCAAGAUGAUGGUCAAUAGAACCACAGAGAAUGGGAAGCAGAGCGGGUUUACCCCUCUGCACAUCGCGGCUCACUAUGGUAACGUGAAUGUCUCCACCCUGUUGCUGAACAGAGGAGCUGCUGUGGACUUCACAGCCAGGAAUGGAAUAACACCUCUCCAUGUGGCCUCCAAGAGGGGCAACACCAACAUGGUGGCCCUGCUGUUGGACCGUGGGAGUCAGAUAGAUGCCAAAACCAGGGAUGGGCUGACCCCUCUGCACUGUGCAGCCAGGAGUGGACAUGACCCAGCAGUGGAAAUUCUGCUGGAGAGAGGAGCUCCCAUCUUAGCCAGAACCAAGAACGGACUGUCCCCACUACACAUGUCAGCCCAGGGAGACCACGUAGAGUGUGUCAAAUUCCUGUUGCAGCACAAGGCGCCUGUUGAUGAUGUCACACUCGACUACCUUACAGCGCUGCAUGUUGCAGCUCACUGCGGCCACUACAGAGUCACCAAACUUCUGCUGGACAAGAAAGCAAAUCCCAAUAUUCGAGCACUGAAUGGUUUCACUCCUCUCCACAUUGCCUGUAAGAAGAACAGAGUGAAGGUGAUGGAACUGUUGGUCAAAUAUGGAGCCUCCAUUCAGGCCAUUACUGAGUCUGGUCUGACUCCCAUCCAUGUAGCUGCUUUCAUGGGCCACCUCAACAUUGUUUUACUACUGCUUCAGAAUGGCGCAUCUCCUGACGUCCGUAACAUUCGUGGCGAGACAGCUCUCCACAUGGCAGCACGAGCAGGUCAGAUGGAAGUGGUUCGCUGUCUGCUGAGGAAUGGAGCGUUGGUGGAUGCCAUAGCCAGGGAGAACCAGACUCCCCUCCACAUAUCGUCCCGUUUGGGGAAAACUGACAUUGUCCAGCUUCUGCUGCAGCACAUGGCUCAUCCUGAUGCUGCCACCACCAACGGCUACACUCCCCUCCAUAUUUCAGCCAGAGAGGGUCAAGAGGAGACGGCUGCCGUGCUUCUGGAGGCCGGAGCCUCACACUCACUGGGCACAAAGAAAGGAUUCACUCCGUUACAUGUAGCAGCUAAGUAUGGGAGCCUCGAUGUAGCAAAACUUCUCCUUCAACGCAAAGCUCUCCCUGAUGACGCUGGCAAGAAUGGCCUGACUCCUCUACAUGUGUCAGCUCAUUAUGACAACCAAGAAGUAGCUCUGCUGCUGCUGGAGAAAGGAGCAUCGCCUCACACAACUGCAAAGAAUGGCUACACUCCUCUCCAUAUCGCAGCCAAAAAGAACCAGACAAAAAUUGCUUUAGCACUGCUGCAGUAUGAAGCAGAGACCAACGUUCUGACCAAGCAGGGAGUCAGCCCGCUACACCUGGCAGCCCAGGAAGGACAUGCUGAGAUGGCCAGCCUGCUGCUGGGCAAAGGAGCUCACGUCAACACAGGCAACAAGACCGGACUGACGUCUCUGCAUCUCGCUGCCCAAGAAGACCGAGUCAGUGCAGCAGAAGUACUCGCCAAACACGAUGCCAACUUGGAUCAACAAACUAAGUGCCGAGAGAUAGGGAGUCAGAGGGCGGGUGCAAUGAUGGUUGUAAAGGAAAAGAGCCAGUCCCCGGGGGAGCAGGAGCAGCAUCCCCGGGAGGAAGGAGCCGUGGACAGGGGAGAGGCCAGACGGCCGCGCCGUCCGAAGCCGCGUCGAGGUGAAACCGUGAGCCGCCGUAAGAGGAUGAGGCCAGGCAGGGUCCCGGAGCGCGCCACCACGGCGCCGAUGAAGGCAUGGGCGACGUCCAAACCCGCCGAGGCGAAGGAAGAGGCCAGGACAGGUCCCGGAGGCCGCCACCCACGGGCCGAUGAAGGCAUGGGGCGACAAUCCUUAUACUAA